Oncorhynchus gorbuscha (pink salmon) is the source of this 5557-nucleotide messenger RNA. RefSeq names its product stress-70 protein, mitochondrial-like. Bases 237 to 2288 code for a protein of 683 amino acids. Gene Ontology annotation, biological process: protein refolding; cellular response to unfolded protein. Gene Ontology annotation, molecular function: heat shock protein binding; ATP-dependent protein folding chaperone; ATP binding. Gene Ontology annotation, cellular component: mitochondrion; cytoplasm. The record is from RefSeq and is a predicted model, not a curated record. NCBI's taxonomy places the organism in Eukaryota, Metazoa, Chordata, Actinopteri, Salmoniformes, Salmonidae. The transcript has 29 exons.
GACCCAUGUGUUGGAUAAUUCGAAAUCGUAGUUUCAAGUCAACUGCGUUGCUGAAUGAAGAGCAGUCGUGUUACCAUACCGGGUCUGACAGGAGAAAGACAGUCCUCGUUUUACCUUGGGAAUUGUAUAUUUCGUGAUAAAUAAGAUAUACAGAGAGCGGGGUUAAUUUAAAUUCAAUAUAAAGUCAACAACUUGGGUUUUCAUUGGGGCUCCAUUUUAAAGUCAGAAUUGUCAAAAUGUUGAGUGUUGCAAGAACAGCUUCAAGGUCUCUCCCCUCUCCAAACUGCUCAAGAAGUGUGUCCUCCUUGAUAAAGAAGGCUUGCUGGAAUGGAUUUCAGCAAGAUGCUCUCAGGUCUGUGGCCAGAUGUGACUAUUCAUCAGAGGCAAUCAAAGGAUCAGUGAUUGGGAUUGAUCUGGGUACAACAAACUCCUGUGUGGCGGUUAUGGAGGGAAAACAAGCAAAGGUACUGGAGAAUGCAGAGGGAGCAAGGACAACACCUUCAGUGGUCGCCUUCACAGCUGAUGGCGAGAGACUUGUUGGCAUGCCAGCCAAAAGACAGGCAGUCACAAACCCUAACAACACCCUCUAUGCCACCAAGCGUCUCAUUGGUCGUCGUUACGAUGAUGCAGAGGUUCAGAAGGACAUGAAGAACGUGCCCUACAAGAUUGUCCGUGCUUCUAAUGGUGAUGCCUGGGUCGAGGCCCAUGGAAAGCUCUACUCCCCCAGCCAGGCUGGUGCCUUCGUGCUGAUGAAGAUGAAGGAGACAGCAGAGAACUACAUGGGUCACAAUGUGAAGAAUGCAGUGGUCACCGUGCCAGCCUACUUCAAUGACUCUCAGAGACAGGCCACAAAGGAUGCUGGUCAGAUUGCUGGGCUGAAUGUGCUGCGAGUCAUCAAUGAGCCCACUGCUGCUGCUCUGGCCUACGGUCUGGACAAGACUCAGGACAGAAUCAUUGCCGUCUAUGACCUGGGAGGUGGCACCUUUGACAUCUCUGUCCUUGAGAUCCAGAAGGGCGUGUUUGAGGUGAAGUCCACAAACGGAGACACCUUUUUGGGUGGAGAGGACUUUGACCAGCACCUACUGACCCACAUUGUGAAGGAGUUCAAGAGGGAGUCUGGAGUUGACCUGACCAAAGACAGCAUGGCUCUGCAGAGAGUAAGGGAGGCAGCCGAGAAAGCCAAAUGUGAACUGUCAUCAUCCCUGCAGACCGACAUCAAUCUGCCCUACCUGACCAUGGAUGCCUCUGGCCCCAAGCACUUGAACAUGAAGUUGACCCGCUCCCAGUUUGAGGGCAUUGUGUCUGACCUGAUCCGCAGGACAGUGGCCCCCUGCCAGAAGGCCAUGCAGGACGCUGAGGUCUCCAAGGGGGACAUCGGAGAGGUGCUUCUGGUCGGUGGCAUGUCCCGUAUGCCCAAGGUCCAGCAGACAGUCCAAGACCUGUUUGGCCGUGCUCCCAGCAAGUCAGUCAACCCAGAUGAGGCUGUGGCCAUUGGAGCUGCCAUCCAGGGAGGUGUUCUGGCUGGAGAUGUUACUGAUGUGCUCCUUCUGGAUGUCACACCACUGUCUCUCGGUAUCGAGACCCUCGGAGGGGUGUUCACCAAACUCAUCAACAGGAACACAACCAUUCCCACCAAGAAGGGACAGGUGUUCUCAACAGCAGCUGAUGGUCAGUCCCAGGUGGAGAUCAAGGUGUGCCAAGGGGAGAGGGAGAUGGCAGCAGACAACAAGAUCCUGGGACAGUUCACUCUGGUUGGAAUCCCCCCUGCCCCACGUGGAGUACCCCAGAUCGAGGUCUGCUUCGACAUUGACGCCAAUGGAAUCGUCCACGUCUCUGCCAAAGACAAGGGCACAGGCCGCGAACAGCAGAUUGUUAUCCAGUCCUCUGGUGGCCUUAGCAAGGACGACAUUGAAAACAUGGUUAAGAACGCAGAGAAGUAUGCAGAGGAGGACCGGAGGCGAAAGGACCGUGUUGAGGCUGUUAACCAGGCCGAGGGCAUCGUCCAUGACACUGAAUCCAAGAUGGAGGAGUUCAAGGAUCAGCUCCCUACUGAUGAGUGCAACAAACUGAAGGAAGAGAUUGCCAAAGUGAGAGACUUGCUGUCACGGAAGGAUGAAGAGACUGGCGAAAACAUCAAACAGGCUGCCACCACCCUUCAGCAGGCAUCACUCAAACUCUUCGAAAUGGCUUAUAAGAAGAUGGCAUCAGAGAGGGAAGGUAGCAACGGCGGCUCUGGAUCGUCAUCGUCAGAAGGUGGAACUGGAGAGAAGAAGGAAGGCCAGCAGUGAAACCUUUGCACUUGUGGUUGUCUGGAGACAUGGACUGAUGGGCUUGGGAUUGUAGACCUGUUGUCCUGAGUGGCAGCUAUUGUAUUCUAGUCAUUCUCACAUGCUGUGUUUUUGCAGUAAAAAGUAUACUGUAUAUGUCAUUGAGUACAUUUGCAUGCACAGUAAUAAUUUGAUAUUAAACAGAUUAUGGCAGUAGGCAGAUUACGCAAUAGUCAUGUAAACACCUUACUCUGCUUAUCAUAAUCGGCGUACGGUCAAAAUCAAAGUAAGCAUACGCUGAUUAAAACACCAGGACAUGUGAACAUUUUGUAAUCGGCGAAGUGAGAGUUCAGAAACAACUGAAUGUAUGCGUCUUGGGAAUCAUAUAUGUGGUGGUAGAAUGCUUUGAUUGCCGAUUUUCUGCAUUUUUCAGAGUGCCAUCGGGUAGCCUGAUUUCAUUUGUCCAUGUAAACGUGAUUAUUAGGGAAAUCGUUCUUCUUGCAAAGCUUGUAAAUGUUUAAAUUGAACUAUUUAUAUUAAUCUGACUAUCCAGAAUAAUCUCAUUAGUGUGUGCAUGUAACUAUACUCAGUGUAUGUUCCUCCACCCCUUUGUAAUUUAAUUGUGAUAGACUAUAUAUCCUGUCCAUUUUUAAGAAAAAUUAUUUACAUCUUGUGAAGUAGUGAACUGUUUAUAGCAAUUGUGUUAAGUCUGACUGUGAUGCCAUUUUGGGUUUCAUUUUUCAAUGUAGCUCUGCUGGUCUAGACAACAGUGGAAAUGCAAUAGAAGAAGCUUGGCUUUUCUCUAGCUCCAUCCUGUUUAUCUGCUCUAUGAAAACAGCAUAUGUACAGUGAUAUGAGUAGCGUGUGUGUGUGUGUGGUUAAAGAUGUAUAAUACGACAAUACAGCUGCAGGGUUUUAUUUCUAUUCUUUUGAAUCUUUAUUUGUUAUUCCAUUCAGUACAGAAGAGCACUCAUUCUUCUUGACUUUGUCAUGGGUAUAAGCUGAGAGAAUGAUUAGAAGCUACCAUGCAUACAAAUAGAUUUCGUUUUGCCAUAACUAUUGUAUGACGUUUGAGCUGCUGCCUAUCUGACAGAUAUAAUUGGCAGCAGUAGUCUGUGAAAAUGAGAAAAUAACCAGUCUGGUAUGAGGUGGAUUUAUUGUCAAAUUUUAGAUUGAUUUGAUAUUUGGGUUCUCAAUUACGGUUGCUAACUUUCCUAAUAAAAUUCUACAUUUCAACAGUGGUUUUGGAUAUGAGAAAUUGGCAAUACAUUCAUUGUACUUUUGCUGCGACUGAGGCAGAUGAUGUGGAGUCAAGCCAAAUGUAUUUGUCACGGCCAUUAACCAGGUUUCCACCGAAAUCGGUGAACUUUACCAAUGUCGACAAAAUACACUCAAUAAUGUGGCAACUUUUUGUGGAGGUAAAAUUCCUUAUGCGAGAAUUGUCGGUGGAAACGCUUUAACGCGCAAAUAUUUAUGAAUAUUGACAUAACAAUCAUAUCCAGGUUAUAUCACAACCAGUCGUGAAUAUUUGUUAGCCCAUAAGGCGGCGCACAAUUGGUCGGGGUUUGGCCGGUGUAAAUAAGAAUUUGCUCUUAACUGACUUGCCUAGUUAAAUAAAGGUUACGUUUAAAAAUAAAUAAUGUCGUAGUAAACUGCGUCACGCGAUGACGUGUGGUCCUCCCACUACGACUCGCCGGGAAUGCGGGCAGUUUAUUGCCGCGUUCAAUACAACUGGGAACUCGUAAAUAUCUGAUUUCAGUGUGUUCAAAACAUCUGGGAACUCGGGAAAAAAAUUGAAUGGUCAUCCAACUUGGGCAUUACCGCGUUCAAAACAACUGGGAACUUGGAAAAAUAGAUGCCAGUGAUCUUCAGGUCGGAUAGUCGGCGCUCUAGGAGGCCCGAGAUCCCGAGUUGGAUGACUGUUACAAUCGAUUUCUCCCAUUCGGACCCCCCCUUCAAUUGAUACAUUGAAGUCAGAUAUUCCUAAAUUCCCAGUAGUUUUGAACGCGGCAUAAGGUCACAGCGCCAACGUUUCUUUCUUGGAGGUAUAGACCUAUCCCACAAUUCACAGCGGAACUGUAGUCUAUGGUGCCAACAGGACUAUAAAUUUGCAAGGGACUGGAUUUCAGUCUUUUUUUUCUCUGACAUGACAAUGAAGGAAAUCCUGCUGAAUGAAUUCCAACUAUUGAAGGAAAACUUUAAUCUCUCAAUUAAAGUCUCUUCCAACUCUAUAAAAUGUUUUGAAGGGGAGCCUAACUGAAAUAUUACUUUACAACUCCAUUGAAGACGAAACAUUGGAUUGCUUUGACGGGAUUUGAUGGCUUUAUUUGGAUUGUUCCUGUCUGGACUUGGAAUGGGGGUAUAUAGACUUACGCAUCCUGCAGGUGACUCCCUAAACUCCAGGCCAGACCAAGAGCAAGGACUACUUGCCAACUACGAAUGCUUCAACUAUUCAAGGCUUUCUCCUUUCCUCGUCAGGAAUAAUGUAGAUGAGACUGGAGGUGCUUAGGCUGUUUUGGUGGCUUAUUUGGAGUCGAUGCAAGGGAAACCUGACUACAAAAUAUUACUUUACAACGCCAUUGAAGGAACAAUGGAGAUGCUUGGGCUGGAUUGAUGAAGUCGCUGCAAGGACAACUUGCCAGCUAUGAUUUCAAGACAAAGGGGCGGCAGGUAGCCUAGUGGUUAAAGUGUUGGACUUGUAACCGUAAGGUUGCCAGAUCGAAUCCCUGAGCUGACAAGGUUUGUUCCUGUCUGGAUUUGAAUGGGGUAUAGACUGCUGCAUCCUGCAGGUGAUUGACAAUGCCAGACCACUUGGCUUGACCACCACUGGCAGGGUUCAGUGACGUGUGGAUCAAUGGGCAAUCCCUGUGGUUACAUCUUUGGGGUUGGCAUAUUUAGGGUGAUGAAAUGUUUUAUAAAUCAUUCAACCCAAUCAUGCUAUUUCUUGAGCAAAUCAGACAGGCUGAGAUUAUUUGGUAUAUUGGUCGGGUGCAGUUGAAUAUAAAUCCCCAGUCAGAGGGUUUAUUAAUAAUUGCGGGUGAACAAAAGCUGACCUGCACUAGUUCAUAUGACCCCAACUGUUCUAUCCCGGGGAGUGGAGCAUUGCAUAAUCCUGACAUGUCAGUGUUUCUUAACAAAUGUACCACAAUGAAAUGAUUGUAUUACCUCAAUUGUAGGCCCAACUGCAUGAAAAUGAUUUUCAAAUAGUGUAAAAUAAAGUGACCCUUAUCAGUCAUGUCAUAAAUCCAUAACUGAUUGUUUAACUGUUUAAUAAAGACAAUGGCACAACA